Messenger RNA from Stegostoma tigrinum, 1106 nucleotides. Its product is annotated as melanocortin receptor 5-like. The coding region runs from base 1 to 918 and encodes 305 amino acids. Lineage: Eukaryota; Metazoa; Chordata; Chondrichthyes; Orectolobiformes; Stegostomatidae. Gene Ontology annotation, cellular component: membrane. The record is from RefSeq and is a predicted model, not a curated record. The transcript is spliced from 2 exons.
AUGCCUGUUGCACUAAUCUUAGAGUUUGGAGGUGUGGGUUAUUCAAUUCUCUUCAUAUUCCACAUUAGUUUAGGCACAAGCAUAGUGGUGAUCAAUGUAUCGGUCCUGCUUGCUCUGCUGAUCAGGAGAUUUUUCCUGAAGGAGAACAGGUUCUUGUUCAUGUUGAGUACCUGUGUGAGUGAUCUGGGAACAGGCAUUUCCUGGUACUAUUCUGGCCUUUUUGAUGCACUGGAUGCAUUUCCUCCAAGAAAUGGGACUUACUACGUUGCUCCCACCUUUAUGGGGCUUUCUUACCUGGUCACCUUGGCAGCGCAAGCUGACCGAUACCACGCUGUCGUUUCGCCCUUUCGAUAUGCCCUCAGAAUGACCCGUGCCAAAACUGGGAUUGUCAUCUUCUGUCUGUGGAUCUACGCCUAUGCAGUGGUUGCCACGCAGAACUUAGUCACCUCUGCAGUUGGCAUGAAAAUCAGUGGUAUCGGCUCACUGAUCUGCAACCUAAUAACGUACAUCAUCAUGGUAGGGCUGAACAUCAAGCUGUAUCUGAUUGCCAAGUACCAGCUGGAAAGAGAGCCACACUCAGCAGAGAGAGAGAACAAGAGAAGCUCACUCUACCUCAUUAUUGUCGUGGCAAGUUGCUUUCUCGCCUUCUGGUUGCCUAUCUUUCUGAACGUCAUCGCUUGCUCGUUUUCGCGACGUUUCUGCUUGAGAUUUAGAGCUGAUGGCUUAGACCCUUUGAAAAUUUUGCCGCGAUUAAAUGCGGUGGUCACGCCUGCUUUGUACAUCAGGGGUUGCGCCCCUUUGAGAAAGAUUAUGAUGACCAGAGUGUGGAAGUGCUGCCACAGAAUCAGUAGCCGAAUCAAUCCAGAUCCAGGUGAUCAAAUUGCAAACAGUGUGGAAUGUUGGCAGCAGAAUUUAUAGGAUGUGGAGUGAGAAAAGAAAUCACCUGAAAAAAUCUCACUUUCAAUUUAUUAUUCUUCAUUAAAUUAUGUUUAGAAGCAUGGAUACACUUCUUUCAGUUCUCACAUAGGUUCUUUGCAAAAGAUGCAAUCUCAUCUGACUUUACACAAAAGCAGUUAGUGGCUUUGAGUCUUGUUAUUGUAAAAGUA